UCGAACGGGUAGCAGGCGAGGAGACAGUGUUCGUACUAGCUGGCAGCAGGUGCUCUCGCGUGAUGUAGCAGUCAUGCGCAGACUGCCGGCCCGUUAGCGAGUACGUGAAUGAGCAGUUUAAUGAAAAGUUUCAAUUGUUUGUUUCUUUGUAAACAGUUAUAUAAAUCCGUUCAAACAUUAACUUGAUUAGGAAAUUAACGUUAGCAAAUAGCACUAGUGUAUUUGUUGUGCAGCGGUUCGUUCACAGUUAUAAAGGAUUUUAACCUUGAAAAUGCAUUUCAGUUUAUCCCACGAAUGAAUUUCAGUUUCGAUUGAGGUUGAUUCUGCCGUUUUGACGCUGGAAUGCAACAAGGUAAAAUUACUGAUGACAGUUUCGUUACAUUGGUCUAAUGGUUGACCAGAAUUACAAUUUCGUCUUUUGAGAUGAUAAUGGGGAUCCCAGGCAGAAAUCGAAAAUAUCGUGUUUCAAGCUAAAAAUAUUGUUCAACUGUUUUAUAUAAAAUUUUUCAGAUUCCAUUUCAUUAAGGUUUUGCAUCACCGUCUGUUUUUAAACAUACUUCAUAUUUACACUACGAAAAAUCGAUGUUUUAAGUUAAUCACGCGAAUUCAUAUUGACAGUACACUUCAUAGUGGUUAUACCAUGGGUCACAGCUUGCCAAUCUGUGAAAUAUCGUGUACCUAUUUUAUCAUUUGUGUACUUAUAGUCGUACUGGCAGACUAGCUGAGUAGACGUGCGCAAGGAGAGGAUUUAAAAUGUUACGGACAUAUGUGAAAAGUGAAAGGGGGAAAUUGUUCCCUAAGAAUGUUGUAUGUUGAGUAAAAUGUUAAAAGGUAAUAUUUUUACCGGCUUAUAAACACUAUAUCUAGUGAAUAUCUAUUGUUGGAGAACAGUAGUUUCAAAACGUAUUUUUGCGUGUUUUUAGUGUUCUGUGGGUAUAUGAACUUACAUGCUUGAGUAUAUUCAUGAUUCUUCAGAUCAACUAUACACACUAUAAAGGUAUAAUUAGAUGUUUUUAUGAUUUCUGAAAAUCAUCUUACUAGAUUGUUCAGAAAGAAGCUAAGAAAGGGACACAUUACCUAUAUUAGCUGCUUCCAGAUAUAAAUAUAAUUAUUUCCGACAGCAGUUGACAGAUGUUACAGUAUUAUCAAUUUGUGAGUUAUAAUUUCAGAGCACUCUGGGCCCUUCUGGUAUGUAACAUAAAACGAAACAAGCUAUGUGUGUGGAUCUGAAUAUUCCACUAAUUUAAAAUUGAAAUGAUGGUUGAUAACAGCGUAAAAAUUAUGGAUAAUGAAGCGAACAUGAAUUACAGUAAUUCGACCGUUCUAUGGGAUGAUUUCUUCACAACAUCCUCUUACACCACGUUUACAGUUGCAAGUGAGAGUGUUAGUGUUGUAAAUAAUGUCGGUAAUACAAGUGCCGGGAGUGGUGGUAGUGUAUUUGAAAGUGAUCUCAUUAUACCGCUGUACGUGGUUAUAUUUGUGCUCGCCAUCGUUGGAAAUUCAUUGGUCCUCAUCACCCUGGCACAGAACAAAAGGAUGAGGACAGUCACUAAUGUCUACCUGCUUAAUCUGGCCGUAUCAGAUCUUCUGCUGGGAGUGUUCUGCAUGCCAUUUACCCUGAUAGGACAAGUUCUCCGCAACUUCGUGUUUGGAGCCGCCAUGUGCAAGUUGAUUUCCUUCUUUCAAGCGGUAUCUGUCUCGGUGGGAGUGUGGACGUUGGUAGCCAUUUCUCUGGAGCGCUACUUCGCUAUCUGCCGCCCUCUCAAGUCUCGGCGCUGGCAAACUCAGUUUCACGCCUACAAGAUGAUAGUCAUGGUGUGGCUCGCUAGCCUCGUCUGGAACUCCCCGAUCCUGGUUGUGUCCAGGCUGCAGGCCAUAAAGGUGACAGGGAGACACAAGUGUCGGGAAGACUGGCCAUCGAAGUCCAGCGAGCGAGCCUAUAACAUAUUCCUGGACGCCAUGUUGCUUUUGGUACCACUGAUCAUCAUGACACUGGCCUACUCUUUGAUCGUUUCCAAGCUGUGGAAAGGUCUGCAAAGAGAAAUCCGACACAAUUCAUCGUGCCGCAGGCAACUGGAGAGGACCAGCAGCUCCGCCACAGUGAACGAGGUAGUUAUGACUGCCAGUAACAUUAACGGGAACUCGACAACUGGCAACGCUGUGGCAACACCGUUGAGGCAACAUCGUCUCUUUUCUACUCAACCGAAACAGCAACCAAUAUUAUCGCGCCAGGCUACUGCAGCGCCAACAAUAUGUAGCGGCAGGGAUGGGAACCAUCGAAGUGCCAAGUCCGUUAAAUUGUGGCUAUUCAAAGGAAUGGUUCAGGUGCGGAUGCCUACGUCCAGUAACAACACAUCGGUUCGAUAUCCUGGUACUCUGUCGGCAGGCAAAACGGUGACCAUCGCCUCACUGCCCACGACAGCAAACACAGGAACGUACGGCACAGCUCCCGAAAAUUCCAGGCUUUUAGGUUCCAGCAACGGAAAUGGGGCCGCUUGCAGAGAUGAAAGGGACCUCAGAGUAGCUGGUGGAACAGUGGAGAGCCAAGACUUCAAUACACCGCCCGGGGAGUCCCCCAACAAUUACACUUUCACUCGGCACGCCAUUCGUUCCAAUUACAUGGACAAGAGCAUUGAUGCCAAAAAGAAGGUUAUCCGGAUGUUGUUUGUGGUUGUGGCAGAAUUCUUUGUGUGCUGGGCACCUUUACAUGUGCUCAACACGUGGUACACCUUCAACCCUGAAGCCGUGUACCGCACAGUUGGUAGCACUGGGGUGUCUCUCGUUCAGCUUCUUGCCUACAUCAGCUCCUGUUGCAACCCUAUCACUUACUGCUUCAUGAACAGAAAAUUUCGACAAGCGUUCCUUAGAGUUUUCGACUGUUACAGGUGCUGGAGCAUGCAUUGCUGCUGCUGUUGCUGUUGCAGCGAUGUUGGGCCGCUACGGGCUUCGCGUCUUGGAGGUCUCCAGAGAGAUGGGGUAGUGCUUGGAGGCCUGGGCGCCAACAACUCAGAUGUGUCCGGCAACGACUCCACAGUGUUCGUAGGCAGAGCCUGCAUGGGGGCCAGAUCAGCUUGGUUCCAGAAGUGGUGGAGCUGGAAGCGGAGGAUCGUGUUUAGCAGCGUAGGGGUCGGGGAGGAACGUCUGCAUGCAGCUGGUGGAGCUAUUGUUCAUACCCCGCCAGCUGGACACAAUGGUUCAUUCCGCUACCGCAUUACAUGGCGGCGCUCCAGUCACCAACCGACUCGACAUUUUGUCUCAAAUUCCGGUAGCCAUUUUGACAGCAGCGGUAGCUGCAGUUGUACCACGUGUCCACCAAGCUCCAGUUCCAGCGAUCUCUACUCAUAAAGAACCCGACCCCUCAAGACAAAUCAAG
Cryptotermes secundus is the source of this 3373-nucleotide messenger RNA. Its product is annotated as cholecystokinin receptor type A. The coding region runs from base 1255 to 3345 and encodes 696 amino acids. The transcript is spliced from 9 exons. NCBI's taxonomy places the organism in Eukaryota, Metazoa, Arthropoda, Insecta, Blattodea, Kalotermitidae. Gene Ontology annotation, molecular function: neuropeptide receptor activity. The record is from RefSeq and is a predicted model, not a curated record. Gene Ontology annotation, biological process: neuropeptide signaling pathway. Gene Ontology annotation, cellular component: membrane.